Messenger RNA from Neospora caninum, 3672 nucleotides. RefSeq lists its product as hypothetical. The coding region runs from base 1 to 3672 and encodes 1223 amino acids. Lineage: Eukaryota; Apicomplexa; Conoidasida; Eucoccidiorida; Sarcocystidae. The record is from RefSeq and is a predicted model, not a curated record. The transcript has 9 exons.
AUGGCCUACUACCGUGAACAUGUUUAUCUGUUUUUCUUCGGAAUUUGCCGCCUUCUCCAGCGCCGCAACGUGCUGGCGCAGCUUCUGCCUCGGCUGGCCCCCCACGAGAAUCUCAACCCUCUUCCCAAGGCAUCUCCCCUUCCCCCUUCCUCUUCCUCUUCUUCUUCCUCUUCUGCUCCCUCUUCUUCUCGCUCUUCUCUCUCUUCUCUCUCCUCCCCCUCUUCUUACUCUUCUCUCUCUUCUUCAGUUGCCUCACGCGACGAGGGACGUAGGAGUCGAAAGAAGAUCCAACCGAGCCUUUCUAGCUCUGAACCGGCUCCGCUGUCUUCCUCCGUACCUCGCCCUCGAGAAGAAAGCGAGCCUUGCCUCUCUGCCCCGCUUUCCGCCUUCGCACCGAGUCCCCUCGUUCCCUACGAACUCAACUGGGUGGCUGCCGUGCGUCUCUCGCGCCUCGCGCGAAGCCUCAUUCGCCAGGGUCGGCGGGAGCUCAGACAAAGAGAGAAACCUCGAGGGGGGUCAGUCUUUUCUUCUCGCACCGUCUGUUCCCCCUUCAAACUCGAGUCGGCUGAAGUCAUCGAGCAGGCCUCCCAGGCACUCCGCUUAAUUCGCGCGUGUCAGCUCGUUCGCCCUUCCUGGCUAUGCCGCACCUUUGCGGAGUAUCCUCUGCAGAAACAGCUGGCGUCUUUUACAGCGGAACUUGCGGCCUCCUUGGCGGCAUCGUCUACGUCCUCUUCCCCUCUGACUUCGUCGGCUGCUCCCGUCGCUCGAGACACCUCACCGGCCGAUAGCAGACUUGCCACGCGAAGAGACGCGCUGCAUGCGGCGCCCGCCUCUCUGGUUUCGGGAGGGGGGGACACAGUCCCAGAGGGAAACAGCAACGGAGAAGAAACAGAACCAGAGCCCCGAGACACGCGCCUCAUCCAGGAGUUCCAACGCUACACAGGAAAUCUCCGCCCUUUCGGCGAAGCGCCGGCCGACAAGGCAAUUUUGCUCAAGGCCGAAGCAUUUCGAAGAAAUGUCGCUCGGCGUCUGUACAGAACGGACGCGCUGCGCGUCUCCCUGUCGGCGCUGGCACCUGCCUCGCGCGCGGCUCUGGAGGCGAUCUACACGACGAAGCAAAACUCUCUCCUUCUUCGUCCGGGGAAUUUCGAGAAAGUCGCGCAGCUGCUGCCGUCGUGGGAGUUGAGGCAAGCGUGGACGGCGUUUUGUUUUCCGUCUUCACUGGAGCUUGCCUCAGAGGAGCCCGAGGCGCCUGCAGCUUCUGCGUCCUUCUCCGCUGCCAAAUGUACACCCUUUGGCCGCUCUCAGCACGCGAAGCGAGAAGCCGCACGGGAACGACUGGCGAAGGAUCUCCUCGAAAUUCUUCAGCUUCAACAAGCGCAAGCCCUCCGCGAGGGAUUCCCGAGUUGGGGUCACAAGCAGCUGGAGGCCUCCCUGGCCUUCUGUGCGAGAGCCGGAGAGAUAGUGGAGGCACAGGAGACCAUCAAGACACCGGAGACCGCGGAGACACCGGAGACCGUGGAGACAGCGAAGGCGAACGGCGGAGAGCGCAGGGGAGCUGACGGUUGUCGCACGGAUCUGGGGACAGAAGCGAGAAGAGCAGCGACGGAGCGAGCGGCUGACGCCGCGCAGGAAGGGGGCGCCACGAGAGGCCGGGAAGGGCCCUCGGGAACGCGCGACGAGGGAAAGCGUGCGGAGGAGCGAAUUCAGCGAAUUCACCGGCUUUUCAGGCUGAUUCAAAGGGAAAUGAAGAAAGGCGCACGGGGCGUCGACGAGCUGGGAGAGGCCGUCGAAAGAGCCGUUGCACGCGAGCGGCGAGAACGCGAAAGAGAGGCGAACAAACGCAGAGAGGCCUCCCCGGGCCUCACGUCUGUGGCGACGGCGCCGCUGGCGAAGGGCGAGAAGAAGAAGAAAGGAAAGGAGAAAAUCGACAUCGCCGACUGGCUCUUCGCGGCAGCGAAAGUUCUCAAGCGGUCAGGAGCAGACCUGCGUUCCAGUCGCUUUUUUUCUCUAAACGAAACCCUCCCGAAGCUCGUCAGCUUGACGGAAGAGGUCUACGGCGUCCGGCUUGUCUCCCUCCGGGGGAAGGCGUGGAAAGGCUUCGGCAGGUCCUUCGUCGGCAUGCCUUAUCUGAGUGAUGUUUUCGCCGUAUUCGAUAUCGAUGCUGCCUCUGCUUCGGCAUCUACUUCCUCUACCGCUUUGGACUCGCUUCCUUCCGCCAGACUCCUGGACUCGCUACUGGUUUCUGCCUACGGUCCGCAGACUUCCAUCCUUUCUGGCCUUCUUCCUCAGGCCUCUCAGUCGCCGGUCUCUCUGCUGGCGCCCGUUACGCCGCCUUCUCGCUCCUCCUUUCGUGGGUUCCUUUACUUCUUACCGUGCGAGCCGCUGCGCCUCUCCCAUCACUUCCGCGCCUGGAGCCGCGACGCGCCGCUCUUGCCCUCUGCCUCGCUCGUCGCCCCCGGCCACGCCUUUGCCUUUGGGCGCUUGGCGCCAGGGCCUGCAGGCCCAGAGGCAGACCGACCUAUGACUCUGCAAGAGAUGGACAUUCUCCUGCAGGUUCUGACGAUGGGUAUCAAGGCACUCCUCUCCGCGCCGGGAACCGCGCCUCCGUUUGCGUCCUGCGGAACCGAAGGAAAAACACCACACCGAUCGUCUGCCUCCGAGGCGCCUCCGUCGUCCCCUCCAUUCGCUCAGGCACGCAGCGACGCGUCUGGAGUAGCCGCCCCAGCCAUUCGCAGCCGUUCGUUGGAGCAAGGCGAAGGCAGAAACGAGUUGCCCCAGCGAUCUCCAGUGGCAAAGCAGCAACGCGAAUCUCUGGGGGCAGUCGAGGCCCUACUGCGGCGAUCAAAAGAGGUCUCGCCGUGCGCAUUAACUGGCGACAUUGUGGCCUUGACUGGCCAACUGGAUGUCCCACUUCCUCUGGACGUCCAGCAGUCCUUUUGUUUUCUUUCAGGGCUUCUCCUGCAAGAGGCGUCUCGCCUCAAGGCACUCGCGUUCGAUCCCACAGCCAAGGGCCAGGCGAAGCGAAUGAGCGACGACGAGGCCAGAGGUCAGAAGCCGACGAUCGUUGACUUUUUGAGUCUGAAUGGAUUUUUCGUUCACGCCUUCCUUGAUUUUCAUCUCCAUGUCACCUUCAACCCACGAGGAGCAACCCCGAAGUCCCUCGAAACUUUCAUUCGCGACAAACUAGAAAGCGUACUACCCUACAAGCUGCCCGAGAGCUUCGACAUCUUUUCACUUCCCGGUCUACAGAACUACAACGCUAUCCUAUCAGGGACUGGUGUUUCGUAUCUCCUCGGCCAAAUCGGCGCCACGCUCCUUCUGAAAGAGCUCCGCAGUCGCGAGAGAAGAAAAGAUAAAAGUUCUCCUGCCUCUCCUGCUCGGCCUGUGUCUGGGAAGCAGUCCAGCUCCGCUUCUGGCUCACGCAGAAAAGAGGACGGAGAGACAAGCAAACGCGACAAAAAGAAAGAAACCGAGAUUAGAGAUUUCCGAGAGAUCAAAAGCCUCUUCUGGUACCCGGAGCGCGCCUGCACAGCCACCUCGCCUCGUGCAGAGAGCCAUGAGGACAAAGGGAAAGCCUGGGGCAUUGAAACCGAUGAAAAAUUGCUCAAAGAGGGAAUCAAAGAAAUCAUCCAAGACGUCUACGGCGCCUCCGAAGGGGGGACGAAAUAG